AUGGUUGAGAAAUUAGAUCUUGAGACGACCAAGCACCCAAAACCAUACCGACUUAGGUGGCUCAACGAUGACACCGAGCUGAGAAUCUCUGAGCAAGUCACCAUACCUUUCAGCGUGGGCAAAUACAAUGACCGAGUGGUGUGUGAUGUUGUCCCCAUGCAAGUGGGCCACUUACUAUUAGGGAGGCCAUGGCAGUUUGACAAAGAAUCGAUGCAUAAUGGUAGAACAAACCAUUACUCGUUCACUCAUGAUAAGAGAAACUUCCAGCUAGCACCACUCUCGCCUAUGGAGGUUCAUGAAAUGCAAAUGCAAUUUGCUAAAGACUCCAAGGUAAGUAGAACUAACUUGUUCAUUACUCCUACUACGGUCUCUAAAGCUUUACAACAUAACACGCCUGUGCUACUAAUGAUCUUUAAAGAAGGAUUGCCUACAGGUUCUCAUGAGUUAGAGCUCCCACCCGAGAUAUCUUCUUUGUUAGACAGGUUCAAAGACGUGUUCCCCGAUGAGAUACCAGCUGGAUUACAGUCUAUAAGGGGAAUAGAGCAUCAGAUUGACCUGGUGCCAGGGGCUGCAUUACCAAACCGUGGAGCUUAUCGCAUGAACCCCACCGAAGGAGUUAGAGAAACAGAUUCAAGACCUCAUGUCUAA
Eutrema salsugineum is the source of this 648-nucleotide messenger RNA. RefSeq lists its product as uncharacterized. The coding region runs from base 1 to 648 and encodes 215 amino acids. The record is from RefSeq and is a predicted model, not a curated record. The transcript has a single exon. Lineage: Eukaryota; Viridiplantae; Streptophyta; Magnoliopsida; Brassicales; Brassicaceae.